This is a messenger RNA of Thamnophis sirtalis, 551 nucleotides long. Lineage: Eukaryota; Metazoa; Chordata; Lepidosauria; Squamata; Natricidae. The record is from RefSeq and is a predicted model, not a curated record.
GGUAAAGGCUCUAGGGCGGCAGAUAAGGCUGUUGCCAUGGUGAUGAAGGAGAUACCGAGGGAGGAGUCUCCGGAGGAAAAACCCCUCCUUACUAUGAAAUCACAGCUUGUGAAUGAGCAACAAGAAAGCCGACCCCUGCUGAGUCCUUCUAUAGAUGACUUUCUUUGCGAAACCAAAUCAGAAGCCAUUGCACGUCCGGUGACAUCCAAUACCGCAGUCCUUUCAACAGGUCUGGAUCUCCUCGACCUCAGUGAACCUGUUUCCCAAACCCAAAGCAAAGUGAAGAAGUGGGAGAAUUCCUCAAGAAGGGAAAGCUUGAAAGGAUCGACCCUCAGAAGAAAGACGGACAAACCAGAUCUUAUCUUUGUAGACACCGAACAAAAGAUCCAACCACUCAAGGGUCCAGAGAAAUCAUUGGAUUUAGCCAAUAUCCAGGCUCAACUAGAAAAAUGGGAUGAAGUCAAGCAUCGUGGAGAAAGAGCUGGCAAAGGUUCUUCAGGUUCUGAGAGAAAAUCAUCCACUUCUAAAGCGCCACCCAAAGAAUUUGUGUG